AGAAGAGCGAGCCGUCGCUAGUGAACUCACACACAGUCGGUUGCGCCACUUCAGUCCGUCAGUUGCAGCAUCAUGCAGGCCGAUAACAACGCCGACUUGGGCCGAGCCCUGUGCAUCAUCACCGGAGCCUCCAGGGGAUUCGGUCGGGCUGCAGCGAAGACGAUCUCUCGGGUCUUGAAGCCCGGGUCGGCCUUUGUCCUGGCGGCUCGCUCGGCUGAGGGGCUUCGGACUCUGAAAGCGGAGUUGACCGAGGCUGACGGGGGCAAAGGCGACCUGGUGAUCUGCUGCGUGGCGGCCGAUUUGGCUCUGAUGGACGGAGUGGAGAGCGUCGUCAAAGCCGCCAAGGAGACAUUCGUCGAGGGAAUUGAGCACAUCAUACUUAUUAACAACGCUGCUUGUCUUGGCGAUGUGUCCCGCUACUUCCGGAGCUUCACAGAUAUGGCUGAAGUGGACUCCUACUGGUCGUUUAAUGUCACCUCAGCCUUAUGCCUCACGUCCGGAAUCCUGCAGGCUUUCCCAAAGAGUCCAAAUCGGCGACGCACUAUGGUCAACAUCUCCUCCCUCUGCGGUAUCAGGCCUUAUCCCUCCUGGGUGCUGUACUGCUCUGGGAAGGCUGCGCGAGACAUGAUGUUCAAAGUUCUGGCUGAAGAGGAACCUGAUGUGCGGGUGUUGAAUUACGCUCCAGGACCUCUGGACACCGACAUGAUGGUAACGGCCAAAACCAUGACAGCAGAUCCGGGGCUGAAAGAUCUCUGCAUUGACCUCACUGAAAAUAGGAAGCUCCUCACCUGCGAAACCUCCUGCGCUAAAAUGCUCAAGUUGCUGUUGGAAGACAGCUACGCAUCAGGAGCUCAUGUUGACGUUUUCGACCCGUAAGCACGACGACAUUGGUGCUUCCGUGUAUCUGCUUCUUUUUGAUUAAUGUUCUUAAUUGAAUCUUUUAUUCACUGCACAACUCUGUAGCUAGUUGUAGCAUCUUCGAUCAUCUGACAUCAGCUCAUGAUCUUAUUUACUGUUGCAAAAUCUUAAUGUCAAAGAGUGAGUGAAGUGUCAAAAUGUUCUAUAUGUAAUAUCAGGCUAGCGAGCGGAUUAUCAUAGGCUAUAAUAAUUCUUCAGCAUUUACAAAAACACAUAUCUGUGAAAACCUUGCCAGUUAUAUAGCUGCAGCUAGAGUUGUGUGAAAGUUGUGACCGUCCUCUGACCAGACAUCACCCUCAUGUUUUCAUGUUCCUCUCAACAUUCCACAGGCUUCCGCAAGGGUCGGUUGUUCAAUUUUUUUUAUCACUAGCACAUUGCCCUGUCUUGACUUAGGACACUGCAGGUUGACAGCUCAAAUCCCUGUGUAAAAUUCUAGCUUUGAAAGUGGAAAAUUGCACUUGAAAUGUGCCUUUUUGGUUGUCACACUCUGAUAAAGUGUAAUUUCUCUGGGCACAUGGGGAUCAUGCUCAGAGAUUCAGGGCUUUGCUGGGUUAAAACUGCCACCUCAUCAAGUGAGGCUUCGAUAAGUGCCAAUUGUAUUUUUACCAAAGUCAUUGGUUGACUGGUUGUCAUGGUCUCUUCAGUGCAGAGAGUUUAACACCAACUAAUUAAAUGAGCGUUUUGUGCUUGUUUAAGUAAAUCUGGAGGACAGUCUGAUCAGUGAGAUGCAUUAAUGAACAACCUGUUCCAGUGUAAAAGAUGCCAGGCUGCCGCCCAAAACACUCAAGUGUUUCAUUGACAGCAACAGUUAGCCAGGCAGACGUUGACUGAGAUUAGUUUGUAUUUACAUGUCACGUUGCAGUUACAGUAAGUAUGGUGUGAAAGUUUAUGAGCACAUAUUUCACAAAGUUACUUAUUUUAUGCUUUUAUACCAAUGAGAUGGUUGGGGCUGAAAAUAUGUGCAAGAUUUGUCUUUGUGAUUGUAAGCAUUGGAAAUACAGAAUGAGGAUAUAAAAAGGAUAUUAUUUUCUUGGUCAUAUUUUUGUAUGAAUACAUUUGGUAAAGUGACAAAUUGUUGGCUCAGGUGCACGAGUCAGUCAAAAUGUGAAGUGUACACCCUGUGCCUGCCUAAAUAAUUCUGUUACUUGUGCUGCCUUCCUCUCUUCUUAUUAUCGCUCUCUGGAAAAUGUGUAGUCAAUGUAAUGUGCAUUCCAAUCUACAGUAUUAAAAUUAAAUGUGAAAAAUAACACCUUGUGAAAAUGUUAUUUGUCUUUGCGUGUGUGUAACUCUUAAAUCAUGUCUUAGAAUCAAUUUUGGUAAAACUCAGAGUAUAAACUUUAGCCUGUUCAGUGUCUUGUU
Synchiropus splendidus (mandarinfish) is the source of this 2277-nucleotide messenger RNA. RefSeq names its product sepiapterin reductase a (gene spra). Gene Ontology annotation, biological process: tetrahydrobiopterin biosynthetic process. The transcript has 3 exons. Lineage: Eukaryota; Metazoa; Chordata; Actinopteri; Syngnathiformes; Callionymidae. Gene Ontology annotation, molecular function: sepiapterin reductase (NADP+) activity. The coding region runs from base 73 to 876 and encodes 267 amino acids. The record is from RefSeq and is a predicted model, not a curated record.